AUGACCCCAGCUAUGCGAGGGAAAGUCAAGAGCACUGUCAUGGAGGUGGACGAGUGCGUCCACACCUUAACUGAGAGCUUCGAGCCCUUUGUGCCUGAAGCUCACCCAGGCGAUCGGUUACUGGACCGCUAUGCGGACCGUCUCCACUUUGACGAGCACGAUCCUGCCCAGGAUAGGGCUGACCCUUUAACAGUACUGGCUGCAACUGAUGGCUCUGUCCCUCAGUCCAACCAGUAUCAGGCGGCUUUGGCAGCCAUCAUCUACAAGGGACAUCGCGAGCUCGAAAGGACUCAUUACGUCUCUGGCAGAGUUACCAUCCCAGAUGCGGAACUCAAUGCCAUCUCGUGUGCAGUGCGCCUAGCGGUCAAGCAGGCAAACUGCCAACAUAUUAUGGUCUUUACUGACUCUAUGGGCUUGGCCUGUAGAGCGGUUGACCCCUCCAUGCACUCUGGUCAGGCUUUCAGCCUGUCAGUUUGUCACGCUCUCCAAGAGUGGUUUGAGGCGGACGAUCUCUGCCGCAUCACCUUUAUCUACGCUCCAUCUGCUUUGCAGUGGGAUAUUCAUGGUGAGGCACACAAGUACGUCACCAAACUCAAAGUCAGGGUUGGAUGUCGCAAGACAGACAACUCUAUAGACGUGCUACGCUCCCGAGCCGCGCACUCAGUCCUGGAUUCGUGGAGUUCCACUUUCCAGGAUCCAACCUACCGAGGCUCUGAAUUCUUAGAGCUUCAACAGCCUGAUGGGCAGCCGCUACAGCCAUCGUACCUCAAUGGGGGACCUUGGCUUUCAACCUUUGGACACAGUAUCACUGAGUUCGCUCGCGUUUGCCAGUGUAUAACUGGCCACACGCCCAUUGGAGCGUAUUAUCGUCACUUCAAGAUCAACGAGCCUCAUGGCUGCACUUGCGGGGCUGCUUUGCAGUCUCGCCAGCACAUCCUCUUUCGCUGUUGUGAUCGCUACUCUGUGCAUUACCCCUGCUUUCUUGGGGAUAUUGCAUCUUUUAUGAAGUACAACUCUACAGCGUUUGGCUUCAACCAGGACCCUUCAGGGGUCGGAUAA
Molecule: messenger RNA, 1059 nt
Organism: Cyclocybe aegerita
Lineage: Eukaryota; Fungi; Basidiomycota; Agaricomycetes; Agaricales; Hemipholiotaceae
Source: the annotation of a GenBank genome assembly